Molecule: messenger RNA, 3249 nt
Organism: Microplitis demolitor
Lineage: Eukaryota; Metazoa; Arthropoda; Insecta; Hymenoptera; Braconidae
Gene: Ets97D
Product: DNA-binding protein Ets97D
Exons: 6
Coding region: 144-1448 (434 amino acids)
Biological process (GO): cell differentiation; regulation of transcription by RNA polymerase II
Cellular component (GO): nucleus
Molecular function (GO): DNA-binding transcription factor activity, RNA polymerase II-specific; sequence-specific DNA binding
Source: RefSeq, a predicted model, not a curated record
CACAAUAAUUACACAAUUGGUAAUAAAAAAUAUAUCUAACUCGUGGUAACGCAAUUUUAAAUGUUUGUUUUUUUUUACAUGGUGAAAAUAAUAAUAAUAAUAAUAAAUUGUUAAGUGAAAUAUUUUGAUGAGCAUUUAAAACAAUGGAACAAUUGAAUGUCGCAAAAAAUUUAAACAAAAUGUAUGAUUCAAAUGAAGAUUCGGAUUUUGCAUUGAUAAGGCGAAUUAAAAUGGAGCCAGAAACUAUAUUGACACAUGAAGAAGACAUUAUGGCACAAUUACAUCAAGAAAGUUCUGAUUUAGAAGUUGAGCCAAGUUUUGUUGUGGGACCAGGUAAUGACGAUAACUGCAGCAAUGAUGAUAUUUAUAUGCAGCAUAUGGACAUCAGAGAGCCUCUGUCCACAUUAAGAAUUUUAUUGCAACAGAAAUUAGGCAUUGAUUUAAAAGAUUAUCAAUUUUGGCUUCAAGAUGCCCAAGUGUUGGAAUGCCAUAAAAAUUUAGUUGAUCAAUGUGUCCAAGGCGAAGGUCUCGUCCAAGUUAAUGUACAAAUAAAUAUUCCCCAUAAAAAAAUAAAUAUCGUUGAUGUUUUAAAACCAGCUGAAGAUUAUGUUCAAGUAGUAGACGACCAAUCUCCAGUACCUGUACAAGAAGAUAAAAAAGUUAUUAAAUGGAUGGUAGAUGUUCAAUAUAAACAAGAACAAGAACGUUUGAAAAUACCAGCGGAUCCAGUGGAGUGGUCACAAACUCACGUAAAACAUUGGCUCCAAUGGGCUGUAAGACAAUUUAAUCUCGCGUCAAUCCGUUUAGCUGAUUGGAAUAUAACAGGUGCUCAGCUUUGCGGUCUUACUAUUGAAGAAUUCCAAGCGAAAGUUCCAAUUGACAAGGGCGACAUAUUCUGGACCCAUUUAGAAUUGUUGCGAAAGUGUAAAUUAGUCACUGUCAUUCAAAAAGAUCAAGUGACGAGUGAGAGCUUACAGGACAAUAAAGCCAUGAAAAUACGAAAUCAAAAACCGGCGAAAGCACGAGCAGUUAUAAACCAGCACUCGCGAUUAAUGGGUUUACCAUUGACAGAACCAUCGCCACAAGUACCUUCGGCAACAUCUAGCCGUGUUGUUAAUAGCAGUCAAAUACAAUUAUGGCAGUUUUUAUUAGAACUACUGACAGAUCGCGAGCAUAAGGAAUAUAUUGAGUGGGUGGGAGCUGACGGUGAAUUUAAAUUACACAAGCCUGAUAAAGUUGCUAAUUUGUGGGGGAAACGUAAAAAUAAACCCUCGAUGAAUUAUGAAAAAUUGAGUCGCGCACUCCGUUAUUAUUACGAUGGUAAUAUGAUUUCAAAAGUUCAGGGUAAAAGAUUUGUUUAUAAAUUUGAUUGUGAUUUAAAAAAUCUGCUUGGCUAUUCUGCUAAGGAACUAAGUAAUAUCGUUAACGAAACCCCUAAAUACUGCUGAUUACAAAAUUAUUAUUUUUUAUUUUUAUUUUAAUAAACUAGUGGCUAGAUACAUUAAUUUAAAAAAAAAAAAAAAAACAUUUAUACAGACAUAAUAUUGAAUUAUAUAAUCUUACUAUGAUAAUUAUUAUUAUUAUAAAUUGUGUAUUUUUAUAUAAUUGUAAUACAGUGGAGUUGAAAAUUAUUUAAAAAAUCAAUAAGUAUUUAUUUCCUUGUUAAAAUUUUUUUUUUCAUUAUCAGUAAUAGAUUAGAUAACAAUAUAAUCGAGUUGAACAAAAUGACGUUUUGUUGCUCGUAAUUACAGAGUUUCAUAUAAAUUUAAAAUAUUUAACACUAAAAUACAUCAACUGCAUACAUAUAAAUAUUAGCAGUACAUAAUAUUUUUAAAAUUAAAUAAAACAUUCAUACAACCAAUCAUUUUUAUAUUAAACCUUCUCUAGUCGAUAUAUAUAUUAUUUAAAAAUAUGACUUGAAUUACUAUUCCAUAAAUGACUUGGUAAUUAAACUAUUAAUUGCAAAUGAAAUAAAUUCGAUUGAUAUUUAUUAUCAGCAAAUGGACAGGAUUUUUAGUUAUUUAACAGAUAUAAUAUUUAAAUGAUCCUUAUUAGAUAUAAAGAAUACAAAACAUUCUCCUUGACAUACCACAUACUCUCCACAACAUGAUGUCAUUUGCGUAUAUAAGCAAACCCCUUUCGCCGGUCCCAUUUAUAAUAACAAAAAGCUAUUGUAUAAGAUACCGUAUUGUAAACAGAAAGAAAAAUAUAUAUAUAUGUAUAUAUACUUAAUUUUUUUUAUUUUCUAUAUAUGUAUAUAUAUAUAUAUAUUAUAAAAUGUAACACGUUUGGACAUGCACUUAGCCGAUCCAUCGUGGUGACGAGACUGCGUUACAAGGGCCGGCGAACGUUUGCGGUGCCGGACCGGUCGUUCGACCGGCCAAAAGGCAGAACUCAUCGCCAAUACCAGAGAAUCUAGCCUGUGAGAUAUCGGUCGCGACGUCACAAGUUAGGGUCUCAGGGAACCGGCGAAGCGGCAGGCUUAUAUUUAUAUUUAUAUAGCCUGCUCGCCAUUGCCCUCCUCUCAAUCCUGAUUUAUAUACUCAUCCUUAUCAUCAACAUCAUCAUUACAUCCUAAUCAUCUCUUUUACUCUCAUACAUUCUUUAUUAUAAUAUCAUUUACUCAUUAUUUUCCAUCCAUUAUAACUAAUAAAUGACAUUUAGCAGGAAUGUGGCCGAGACAUUGAAAAAACUAAUUAUUGAAUCUUCACCAGACAUCUCAACUUGUAGGCUUGUAAAUAAUCAACAAAAUUGAAAAAUUAAUGUGACAAAUAAUACUGAUAUUGUUAUUGCGUGACAAGUACUCGUUUUUUUUUUCAUUUUCAAGUGAUUCUAAAGUUAGCAGACGUCUAAUAAUCUAGAAUUUUUUUCAACCCAAUAAAUUUAAAAAAAAAAUUGCACUUAUAGAUUUUUUAAUUUUCUACAUGUGCAUUUUUUUAUUUAUUGUUUUUUUUGUAAUUGAUCUGUUGAAAAAAAAAUCCGAAAAUUUCUGUCUGCUAACUUCGAAACAUUUUCAAUGUGUGCACAUUCCUGCUAUAUAUUAUUUAUUAUUUAUUAAUUUACUCAUCAUUCUCACAACCUACUACUACUAGUCAUUCAAUAUUUCAUCCAUUUAUAAUUUAAUAACAAUAAUUGUAAUAAUAAUAGUUAUUAUUAUUUUUAUUAUGAGGAUUAGAGCGUUUUAAUUAAUCUCCCCCAGGCAACAAUAACGUAGUCCAUGUCGUCUUGAAAUAUUGUCUGUGACGUUGU